Peronospora matthiolae is the source of this 141-nucleotide messenger RNA. The record is from the annotation of a GenBank genome assembly. Lineage: Eukaryota; Oomycota; Peronosporomycetes; Peronosporales; Peronosporaceae.
AUGAGAGAAGCAACUCGAGGGAUCGAGCUGCCACUGGUGUCAGUGCUCAUGCUGACACCACUCAAGGAGCCAGGGGCCGAAAUGUCGUGCGCCGCGCUCCUCAAGUGGAAUCUCCUUGGAUACCAUCAUCCAAAGAGUUAG